This is a messenger RNA of Siniperca chuatsi (mandarin fish), 1085 nucleotides long. Its product is annotated as protein CutA homolog. The transcript has 8 exons. NCBI's taxonomy places the organism in Eukaryota, Metazoa, Chordata, Actinopteri, Centrarchiformes, Sinipercidae. The coding region runs from base 249 to 632 and encodes 127 amino acids. Gene Ontology annotation, biological process: response to metal ion. Gene Ontology annotation, molecular function: copper ion binding. The record is from RefSeq and is a predicted model, not a curated record.
CAAACAUCUAAAGCUGUCCCGCUUUACGGUAGAGUGUGUCGCUCGCUAGGCAGAGGCUAGGCAGCUGUCAGAAGGCAAUGCGCAUUGGAUUUCCCAGUGCAGAGACACUGCAAGGUGGAUCCUUGAAAGCUUUGGUUGUGCAGGGGAGCGGCAUGUGGAGUUUAAUGACGUAGCCUAUUGAAACUAUCGAAAACCAACGUGGUACCGAAUGACAUCUGCACCAACAGACGGUGCUCCUGAGUGUGUUUAUGUUCCAGUUGCUGAGGACUGUUGGACUGAGGGCGUUUUCCAUGGCAUCUGAGACGUACACGUCGGGCACACACUCUGCCGCCUUCGUCACUUGUCCUAACGACACAGUAGCCAGAGACUUGGCCAGGGGUAUUGUGGAAAAGAAGCUAGCUGCUUGCGUCAACAUUGUCCCAGCAAUCAAAUCUGUAUAUGAGUGGCAGGGUAAGAUUGAGGAGGACAAUGAGGUGCUGCUGAUGAUUAAAACAAGAAGUUCCAAGGUGCCUGCUCUUGCUGAAUAUGUCCGCUCUAACCAUCCUUAUGAGGUGGCCGAGGUCAUCAGCCUGCCUAUUGACCAGGGCAACCCGCCUUACCUCAAGUGGAUAGGAGACGUUGUCCCUGAGUAAGGACGGACUGAUGGACUGAUGAAUGAGUGGAUCCAUUAAUUCAUGGCUGGAUGUAAAAAAGAAUCUGACAAAAUGUGAAAUUACACUUUUUUUAUGCUCUCCCUCAAAGACACAUCCAAUACUUUACACACACAAGACACUAUCCAAAUCUGUAAUGUUUUACCAACUGCAUAAGACCAAGACUUACAAGACAAGACGAGGUUCCCAUCAUGUGAAUAAGUUACACAAUGGGUGUUUUGAAAUAAUUAAAACUAUGAUGUUUUCUAAAAUAUGCCCUAUUUUGUUGUGUCCCAGCCAUCAAUUGAGUCUUGUAAUAUUUUUUUCUUCUAGUGUGUUUACCUCUAGAGGGCAGCCUUGGUUUUUCAUUUUCAAAGUUAACCAGGUGCAGAAUGUACUGUUUUCUAUAGCUUUGACUUGUUUGAACCUGCCACUAAAAUGGUUUAAGUGAACAGA